AUCCGGCAGAAGGAGAAGGACCUGGUGCUGGCGGCCCGGCUGGGCAAGGCGCUGCUCGAGAAGAACCAGGACAUGAGCCGGCAGUACGAACAGAUGCACAAGGAGCUGACCGACAAACUGGAGCACUUAGAACAAGAGAAACACGAACUAAGAAGACGAUUUGAGAACCGAGAAGGAGAAUGGGAAGGGCGUGUGUCCGAGCUGGAGAGUGACGUGAAACAGCUUCAGGAUGAGCUGGAGAGGCAGCAGGUUCACCUACGGGAGGCAGACCGGGAAAAAACACGGGCCGUCCAGGAAUUAUCGGAACAGAACCAAAGGUUAUUGGAUCAGCUCAGCAGGGCAUCGGAGGUGGAGAGACAGCUGUCCCUGCAGGUCCACGCCCUCCGAGAGGACUUCCGGGAGAAGAACUCGUCCACCAGCCAGCACAUCAUCCGCCUGGAGAGCCUGCAGGCCGAGGUGAUGCUGUCGGAUCGGAAACGGGAGCUGGAGCAUCGUCUCAGCGCCACCUUAGAGGAGAACGACCUGCUCCAGGGGACGGUGGAGGAGCUGCAGGACCGGGUGCUGAUUCUGGAGCGGCAGGGCCAUGACAAAGACCUGCAGCUGCACCAGAGCCAGCUGGAGCUGCAGGAGGUGCGGCUCUCCUGCCGCCAGCUGCAGGGGAAGGUGGAGGAGCUCACCGAGGAGAGGAGCCUGCAGAGCUCGGCCGCCACCAGCACGUCCCUCCUGUCCGAGAUCGAGCAGAGCAUGGAGGCCGAGGAGCUGGAGCAGGAGAGAGAGCAGCUGAGACUGCAGCUCUGGGAGGCCUACUGCCAGGUCCGCUACCUCUGCUCACACCUUCGAGGCAACGACAGCGCCGACUCGGCCGUCUCCACGGACUCCUCGAUGGACGAGUCUUCGGAAACCUCGUCUGCCAAGGACGUGCCAGCUGGCAGCUUGCGGACGGCCCUCAGCGAGCUCAAGAGGCUGAUCCAGAGCAUCGUGGAUGGCGUGGAGCCCCCGGUUACUCUGCUGAGUGUGGAGAUGACGGCCCUCAAGGAGGAGAGAGACCGGCUCAGAGUGACGUCCGAGGACAAGGAGCCGAAGGAGCAGCUUCAGAAAGCCGUCCGGGACCGGGACGAGGCCAUUGCCAAGAAGAACGCUGUGGAGCUAGAACUCGCCAAGUGCAAGAUGGACAUGAUGUCUCUGAACAGCCAGCUGCUGGAUGCCAUUCAGCAGAAACUGAACCUCUCCCAGCAGCUCGAGGCUUGGCAGGACGACAUGCACAGGGUCAUUGACCGGCAGCUGAUGGACACGCACCUGAAGGAACGGAGCCGGCCUGCUGUCGCCCUCUCCAGGGCCCGUGGCGCGGGGCGUGGGGUCGAGCCCAGCACCGCCGAAGGCAAACGGCUGUUCUCAUUCUUCAGGAAAAUUUAAGUUGGGAGGAGUCAGGCCAGCGAGGACGGGCAGACUGGAGGCGAGAAAGGGUGCAGGGGAGGCCGAGAGCACUGUGCUCAUGUGCAAGGGCUCCCCUGCUGGGCUCCGGGGCGCUGCCCGCCGCACUGGGCCAUGUCCUCCAGGAGGGCCUGCCUGGCCUCUGAAGGCCGCCCUGGGUAGAGGGACAGGCAGGAGCCUGUCCCUAUGGCCCGGCCCAGCCCAGCCCGGGCUUCCCUAGGAUCCGCUGCUGUUGAGCAGGGCUCAGGCUGCCCAGAGUGGCCCACCCCUCAGUGGCUCCCGUGCCCGACCCCAGGCUGCUGCCCUCCCUGUGGGAUUUGGGGAGCAGGAGAAGCAGGCCCUCCCUGCAUCCUCAGGAGGCUGCCCCCGCUGCCUGCCCUGGGGCCGAGCCUGCAGGGCACCACGCCCAGGCCUGAGCCUCCCUCCUCCCCAGCCCUGGCCCAGGGAGUAAGGGAGGCGGCCCGCACCCUUGUGCAUGCACCUGUCAGGAGCACCUCGAGGCAGGAGACCCCGCCUGUGGGGCCUGAUGGCUGGGGCUGUUCUCGUGCGCUCGGCCACAGUGGGCUCUGCAAAGGCUGGGCCGAGGCCAUCCGAGCCCAAAGGAAGAGGGCCUGCCCCCAGCGCCACUGCUCUCCCUCCGGCCUGUGCCGGUGCAGGCCUCCCUCAGCCAGUCUGCUCACGGGUCCUCUGUGGGCUUGAGCCAUCCAGCCCUUUCCCUUCGUGGGCCAGGGCUGGGAGGGGUCCCCGCCUCCGGCCUCCUGCUCCCCUCACCUAUACAAGUUCUUGGUUCAGCCAAGCAAGUCCAGGACACAGAAUGGCCCCAGAAGGCUCUGCAGCCACCUCCACCUCGAGGGCAGCACUGUCACCACGGGCGAUGCCUCCAGAUACUGCCCACCAGGCCUGCGGGAGGACGAGUCCUGCAACUGCUGCUCCCUCGGCAGCCACGCCCCUUCUCUGAGGCGGCCCUCGCUCAGAGGCACCGGCUGAGCCAGCGCGAGCUGCCUCCCCUGGGAGCAGCCCAGGAGGGAUGAGCGGAAAGAAUGUACCUAUAGAUAUGUACAUACCACAGUGCUGUACUUUUGUAUGUAGCAAUCAUGUAAAUACAUGUAUGGAUUUUAUAAUAUACAUAUUAUAUAUAAAUCUAUAAAUGCAUAUUUUUAGAAAAACAGCACACCACUGCUUCUUUUGAAAAUAGUCUCAGAAUAAAUUGAAUUUCUACAGAG
Molecule: messenger RNA, 2654 nt
Organism: Myotis davidii
Lineage: Eukaryota; Metazoa; Chordata; Mammalia; Chiroptera; Vespertilionidae
Gene: BICDL1
Product: coiled-coil domain containing 64
Exons: 9
Biological process (GO): vesicle transport along microtubule; Golgi to secretory granule transport
Source: RefSeq, a predicted model, not a curated record